Messenger RNA from Cokeromyces recurvatus, 6183 nucleotides. Its product is annotated as nucleoporin subcomplex protein binding to Pom34-domain-containing protein. Gene Ontology annotation, cellular component: nuclear pore inner ring. Gene Ontology annotation, molecular function: structural constituent of nuclear pore. Bases 1 to 6183 code for a protein of 2060 amino acids. The transcript is spliced from 3 exons. Gene Ontology annotation, biological process: protein import into nucleus; RNA export from nucleus. The record is from RefSeq and is a predicted model, not a curated record. NCBI's taxonomy places the organism in Eukaryota, Fungi, Mucoromycota, Mucoromycetes, Mucorales, Mucoraceae.
AUGGUGCAAAGCGAUCAAGAAAAGUUCGCAGGAAAUUACCGUCAAUUAUUUGAUACAAUUGAAAGAGGUGUUGAACAAUGCUCUACUGAUCGUCUUCAAACUCUUUUAGAAGAGAAAAAAAAUCAAUUAAAACUGGGUUUAGAAGCCUUCAGUGAACCUUCUACUCAAGCUCGGUCUAAAUUAAACACCGGCUCUAGUAUUACGGUUGAUGGAAAAACGAUCAAGUUGGAUCAAAACGAAAAAGAUUUAAUUAUUAAAUUGUCAGACAUCCUUAACUUAAACGAACUCCAAUGCGCAUCACUUUGGGACAUUUACAGACAAGCAAAUAAAAACACUUUGUCACAAUUAAAUAAUGAUAACAAUGAGCAGCAAAAAGUAGAAUUACGCGAAAAUAUUCAACUUAUAAUGAAUGUAAUUAACUUCUAUUUCGAAGAACGUAUCGCAUUAUUAGAAUGUAUUGGAUCUUUGCAACGUAUAUCCCUUGAUAAUGAUCAUCCUUACUCAUUUAUAGCCAAUGAUGCAAUUAAAAAGCUACAAGAUGUUGAUAAUACAAGGCCAUUCGCUGAACGUCUUUUUUCACAGUACUCAAAAUUGGUUCGAAAGAAUAUCUUUAGUAAAACGCAAUUUUUUUCUGGUUGGGCCCUUAUUUUAUCAAAACAGAUUUUAAAGGAACAGAAGUCUUUAUUGGAUAUUAUUUUUCUUUUUAGUUUAACAGAAUCUUUUUCAACUGAAUUUAUUUUAUCAAUUAUUAAGGAAUUUGAAGCUGAUAGUUUUGGACAACUUCAAGCUUUUGGUUAUGUUCUCGAUGAAGAAGGUGUAAUGUUACGUGAAAGAGUCAGCAGUAUUUGUAUUUUACUUUCAGCUAAUAUUAUUGUGCCAUCAACACUUAAUAUUGAUGUACAUUUGAAUCCUUCUGCUACUGAACAAUCUUUAAUUAAUUCACCCAAUAUUAUUGCUAAAAUUAAUCAAGUUGCCGCUUAUCUUGGUGAUAGACAAGAACAUUCUGUUUUCUUGUUAGCUUGGUCGUUUUUCCUUACUUGUAUUGAUUCUGCUAUCAACAAUGAGCAGACUCCUCCCACAAAUUAUGUUGAAAUAGUCAAUCUUCUAGAAGGAAAACAAAAUAUCUCAACGGAUAUUUUAAUCGAUAGACCAAUUGUCAAUGGUGCAGCAUUUGAUGUGUCCACACAAAGAACAAUUUCUAUCAAACAGGCUCCUCAAUUAGAUCGCAUUCUUUUAGGUCGCUCUCUGAAACUAAAUGUUUUUAACGUAAUUUCUAGUAUUUUGGAAAGUGAUGUUUGUAGUGAAGAAGAUGUAAACUGUUUGGGUUAUAGAUCUGUGUUAUGCACCUUACUCAAGUCGUUUUUAUCAGUUACACGCCCUUAUUUUAUACCUCCUGAAAGUUAUAGUAGUUUGAUUAACGCAUAUUGUCUCCUUUACCAAAAUCAGCCUGAACUUUGUACUAUGUUUUGGACUAAGGAUUUUAAUAGAAAAAAUCCUUCAUCAUUGCUCGCUACGGCCCGUGGCAGAUUUCCUGUCUUUUUUACCGAUUUUACUCGACUUUUAGCUUCCUUAGCAGGUGUGCCGAAUGAAGAUGCAAGUAUGAAUAAUGGAAUAUCAGCAACCUCUGUAUACGAAUAUCUAUGUGAAAUUCCUUCUAUAACUGUUGUAUUAGGAUCAUCCAUUGAUGUUACAGCUUGUGAAGAGAACGGAGAAGUAGUGACAUAUGCUAAUCAACCUAUACGUGUAACUCAUCAAUUGGAUUCAGUGUCCAGCGUCGUUAUUCCUCAAGGUACUCGUGGGUUAUUCUUAAAUACUUCAGACGAUCAGCAUGUUAUUCAAUAUGAUUAUCAUUAUUCGGGUUGGCAUAUGUUGAUCUCAGUUUUGGCCAGCUUUAUUACAGCAAAUCUCAAUAGUACAAUUGAUAUACAAGAUGAUGAAAAUAAUAUUCAAGGGAAGAAUUUAGAGGCUAUUAACAGCAUUCUAGAAUUGAUUUAUAGUGUACUAUCCAGUAAUCCUAAAUUAGCUACUACUUUAGUGGAUCAUAUUGAAAUGACUGCUAGAACUGCUGAUGACUCUACUGGUAUGCCUAUUCUUAUUUCUAUUCUUUGUCAAACUCUUAAUUACUGUAGCACUAUAAAACCAUAUCCCAUUCCUAUUUUAACUCUGGUUUUAAGAUGCUUGACACUAUUGCUUCCUCAUUAUCGUAAUCAUAUCUGGUCUUAUUUAAAGAUUGCUCCUAUCUUACCAACUACUAAUACUAGUUUUAUAAAGUUUGUAUCCUCAUCUUAUAAAUCUAGUACAUCUGCACAAAUAUUGGAAAUUGUCUCAAAAGUCGAAUGUAAUGCUGGACGCUACCCAGUAUUAUUAGCGUUUUUAGAUUUAGUUCAAGCACUUGUACGUGAUAUUCAGCGUGAUUGGUGGAUUCAAGAGAACAAUGAAGAUGUAUCUUUGCUUAAUCGCCAAUACCAGGUUGAAGUUUUAUAUGUUUGUUUAUAUUAUAUCAUGUCAGAUGUCUUCCCGUCUUAUUCACAUUGGCGUUAUAAGAAGCUCUCUGAACGCUUUUUAAUUGGUAUCAAAAUACUUUCAAUACUUAUUGAAAUUGUUCGUGACUUUAAAGAACCUGUUACAUCAAAUAUGAAAUUGUCAUUAAAUAGUAUUCGUGAAGGUGUCUUCAACAACUUUUUGUAUGAAGGAGGUGUAUAUCAUAUUUCGCCCUUGGUGAAUAUCAUUUCUGAUGGUGCUGUAACUGCUAAUACUUUGUAUAAGGCAAAUCAUCCGAAGGAAGCACAACGUAUUGAAAAAUUAACUGAAUUGACCCUUAUAUUUGUCAAGAUUUUGUUGCAACAUCGACUACAGCAAAUUAAGUCAGGAACCGUUGUAACUGAGAGUAUACUCGAACGUUUGUUACUGGAGCGUAGCACAGGCGGCAAUUCUUCUGACUUCUUAUUACGUGUUGCUAGACACAUUCAAUAUCAUCACACUAUUUCUUUACCUAUUCAGGCUACUUAUGUAUUAUCACUUUUAUGUCGUACUAUUUCUACUUGGAAGAAUGUUCCAAAUUUUGUACAAUACUUUGGUGGUACAGAUCAAGUUCAUGCCAUUAUUCGAACUUAUCUCGAAAAAGCCAAAGAUGCUAAUCAGAAUGAAGUUUUAUUGACUUCUAUCUGGCAAUUAAUAACUGUACUGUUGGAGACUCAACCUAGUUUAGCAAUUCUCUUUUUAGAUUGUGGUGAUUUCAUUAUGCCUAGCCCCAAGUCUGCUGUUCGUCUUUUGUCUAAUGAAAAUAAAUCAAAUUCUAGUGCUAUUUCCACAAAUUCAGUUGAUUCUGCUAUUCGUGCCGCUGUCGAUAUUUUAGGGCAAUGGGAAACUCUCUUGAUCGAGAAGCCCACUGUUAUGUCUAAUGUUUUGCGUUUCCUUGCCACUUUUUGGAAAACAGCAUUUGAUCAUUAUGCUCUUGUAGAACGUACUCGUGUAGAUAGUGCCAUUUGGGAUAUCUUUGACAAAGUUUUAUUCAACCCAUCAUGUGAAACUGACAUUACAGCUGACCAUAUUCAAUCCCUUGAUAUAAUUACAGGUACAGAUGUUGAUAAACAUCUUGACACUCAUGUACGUCGAUUAUGUUGUUUAAAUCUCAGCAAAGCUUUUAUCAUGCGUAUCAUUGCUUACGAAGUUCACCUAACAGCCAGCAAUACUCUGAAGGAUAGCUCUGACGUUUCUCAAAAACUUCCUGCUGGUCUUAAAAACUUAAUCAUCAAGAUUAGUGAGACUAACAAACUUUUAUCAUUACGUGAUUCUUUUGUCAAGAAUGAUUUUAAUCCCGCUACAAUACGUGCUGCUGAAGCAUCCGCGGAGAUGCUUUUACAAACAAUCGGUGUUGAUCAUCCUGAAAAUAUUCUUGUAAAAAUGGCUCGAAUUGGUUUUGCUGAUGAUGAUGCAGCAGGAGAGGCUCGUCAAUAUGGCGAUUCGUACUUGUAUGACUAUCAUCUUGCAAGCACCCGAGUUUAUUCCCUGUAUAAAGAUAUCGAAAGCAAGCAUGAAGAUGUUAAUUAUAACAGUGUUGUUUUAACCCCUGAUGUUCAAGCUGUGUUGGAACUCAAACAGUUCGCUAACCAAUUCCUUCAGAAUACACUUUUGGCUAACCAUAAUAGCUCAAUUGUUGACUCACAAAUCAUUUUGUUGCGUUCAUUUAAAUCCUUUAUUGAAACUUGCUCUAGACGUGUUAAUGAUUUGAUUUGGACUCAAAAGGAUACCCGCAAUAGCAACCUUUUCAACUUCAUAAAGAGACUCAUCGGCUCUGCUCAACAAGAAACUCGUGAUGAUGGCGUCACUUUAACUUCUUAUAGUAUUUUGAUUCAAUUUAUUCGAAACUUAAUUGAAGAUUGGAUCAAUGCGAAUAGUGGUGUUGUAACUGGAAAUGACACAAAUGCUCGUAAAGAGUAUAAAAAUAAGACUUAUGAGCUUCUUUCUGCCUUGUGUAGUUUAUUAGAUCGUGAAAACUAUGCUUUAUUUAAUAGUAUAUGUGAUACUACCGCUAUUCGUUUCCAUAGACCAUUAUUAGAAUCUAUUAUGCUUUGUCUUCGUACACUCAAUGGUACAAUUGAAGAUCUUUCACCUUUUUCAAGUAGUGGCUUGGAAUUUGAAUCUUGCUUAUCUAGUCUUUUAACAGUUGUCUGCUCAAGUUUCCAUGUACUAGUUAUCAAGGCUGGUUCUUAUAGUGCUGCUACAUCACUUGUCAGUGAAGAGGUUUUAGAAAGUUGUAUCAAGGAUGUAACUAUUGUGAUAUCUCUCAUAGAAGAAAUGAUUAGUCCAAAAUAUAAGUUUUCACCAGACAUUUGGCUUGAGAUCUUUGAAAAAUCAAAUACAAUCCCUUCUUUACUAUCACUUUUUUAUAAUGGUGUAGAAAUUGUUGUAAAGGAAAUUAAUAGUCAAAUAUCCCAUUUAAAUGGUAUCUCUAGUAUUAGUAUUACACCCUAUGCUGAAUCUGCAUUGUACUUGUUGCUUGCAUUAUCCAAUAUUCCAAAGGCGGCCGAAAAACUUGUCAAACAUAGCAUUUUCGACUCACUUUGUAAUAAUCUUCUUUCAACACAAUUACAGCAAGGAGCAUUGGAUUUAUUUAUUCGAUUUGGUGAUAGUAACAAAAAUGGACCUAAUUACGUAGAACGCAACCCUCUUCAUUUAAUUUGGUGCCAAAUUCUAGCUGUAGUCAAUAAUAUUAUACGCACCAUUGGCAAUUCUGAAAUUGUCUUACAAAAUACUAUUAAUUUUAUUCAAAUGUAUGGUCCACAAAUAAGUAGAGCUUUCAAGAACGCAGAAGGAGCUAAUGAUUCAAUCUUUGGAUUAUCAGCAACUGAAUCAUUGGCAUCACCAUUAUUAGAGGAAAUCGAACGAAUUACGAUGAUAUUCUUUGGAUUAGCUAAAUACUUGGAAAGAUUACCCAAUACGGCUACUGGUUUAUUCUGGGCCUUUAAGGAAUGUUCGUUAACAACUCUGCAACGAUUCCUUUAUUUCUUCACCCAUCCUUCACAUAUGCAAGCGCAAUUGUAUCCUGUAGAUAAUAUUGAACGUCAACAAGCACACACUUUUGUUUCUCCUGAAUCAGAGGAUACCACUCCCUCACUAUUAACUACCUCUGAUAAUAAGAGUGAAUCAAAAUUGCGUAUAAGUCAAUUAAUGCAGAAGAUUAUCAAGUCUACAAUGAUUAUUAUACAUUAUAUGCUCAGCACUCUAAUUGUCAUAACACAUACAGAUGUCGUCUUGACUUCAAACGUCACAGAAUGGCCAUUUGGAAAUGCAUUCCUCUAUCCAGAUAUGCGAAUGACUGUAAGCACAAAGGCUUCUUUGGGUACACUAACAGAAUGUAUGAAUGUAUGUAUUAUGAUGAUUGGACAAUGGCAGGAUAUCAAGGAUUACCCUAUUCAAGAAUUAUUAGACGUUGUUCAAGAUUGUGCUUUACUGCUGACAACUCAAAUUGCACUCUGGGUUACUAAACCUGAUCUUUCAGCAGAAACAAGGGUUGAGAUUGCUCAAGAAAAUAUUCUAGACAUUACUGAAUCAAUAAAUAAAAUAGGAACUUCAUUAAGCAAAUUACAAGAAGAUAAGAAACUCAAGAAUAUCAAGCCAAAACUCAAACUGAUACAUAUGCUACAAAACUUUUUAGGAGAUCGCUAUUUUGAGAAGUCAUAA